Messenger RNA from Nerophis ophidion (straightnose pipefish), 5801 nucleotides. RefSeq names its product sorting nexin 1a (gene snx1a). Lineage: Eukaryota; Metazoa; Chordata; Actinopteri; Syngnathiformes; Syngnathidae. Gene Ontology annotation, biological process: early endosome to Golgi transport; intracellular protein transport. Gene Ontology annotation, molecular function: phosphatidylinositol binding. Bases 1247 to 3535 code for a protein of 762 amino acids. The transcript has 15 exons. The record is from RefSeq and is a predicted model, not a curated record. Gene Ontology annotation, cellular component: endosome membrane; endosome.
GAGAAGAGGCUCUUCAUCUCCGGUAGAUUUCACACCUCGCAUCUCGCCUAAAAAUCGGUCAUAAAAGCUGCUGUACUGCCCCUCUCCCCGGCUUCAUUCUUAUUGUCCGACCCGUGAUCUGUUCCAGCGAGAUAGCUCGUCGACCCGUGAUCUGUUCCAGCGAGAUAACUCGUUGUCGCGCUAGCAUGGCUGAACGAAGCUAAGAAGCUACGCUAACCAAGCUAAGCUAAGCUAACCAGGAAGUGACUCGCGAACGAAGCUAAGCUAACCAGGAAGUGACUGGCGAACCAAGCUAAGCUAACAAGGAAGUGACUGGCGAACCAAGCUAAGCUAACCAAGCUUUUUUUUAUGUCUAUUUAUAAAUUAAAAAAAUUACAGACAGUAAGUCAAAGAACAAUAUAAAACAUUAUGAAAACAGCGCCAGGGGGUUGUAAAUUCAAAAUAACAAAAAUAGAAUACAAAAAAUAUAUAUAUGUUAAACAAAGGCUCAUUCAGAUUCAUUAAAUAACUUAAAUUUGCAACACAGUAUUAUCGUUUUCACAGCUUUUAUGUUGUUAGAGGUAGAGGGCGUUUUAAUGUAAAGUUCAAAAUCUUUUUUAAAAGCGCAAAAGAUAGGUCGGUUAUUGAGAAACUUACAUUUAUGAAUAUAAAACUUACCCAAUAGAAAUAAUGAGGUUGCAAAGGUAGAAUACAUUUUCGAAUUGUUGUUCCUACAGUGUAAAACCAAAAAUCACAUCUUUAAAGCAAAGCACAAAUUUGUCAUGAAUAUUGUCCGAGCUAACCAAGCUAAGAUAAGCUAAACAGGAAGUGACUCGCGAACCAAGCUAGGCUAACCAGGAAGAGACUCGCGAAUCCAUCCAUCCAUCCAUUUCUACCGCUUAAUCUCUUUGGGGUCGCGGGGGGCGCUGGAGCCUAUCUCAGCUACAAUCGGGCGGAAGGCAGAGUACACCCUGGACACGUCGCCACCUCAUCGCAGGGCCGACUCGCGAACCAAGCUAAGCUAACCAGGAAGUGAAAAGUGACAGCGGCGUUGCGCCCUCUGCCUCCUCCCCUAAUCUACCGCCGACUUCCCUGUCACUUUUACGAGCACUUCCACCGUCCGGAGGCGAGCUCGCUCACUUGCCACUGCCGUGUUGUGUCCUGGCGUGGGCCGCGGGAGGAAACAUUAGCAGCCGUGAAAGCAGAGUAACCCGCGAUAUAGCCUUUCUUCUCGGCGCUCUCAACUUUGUUGAAGCCAAUUUGGAAGAUGGCGACCAGCUCGGAGCGCAGUCCUCCUCCCUUCCCCGACUCGGAGGACCAAGACCUGCUGGACUCCGGAGACGUCGGAGGCCGAGGCAGCGACGAAGACGACGGGGACGACCUCUUCAUGAGUGUGAGCAACGCCUCACUUAGCGAGAUGGACACCAAGCUGCAGUCUAGCGGCCAGCCUGGGGACGAUUUACUGACGCCUCCCAACGACAUCGUCACCAGCAGCGAUCCCGUCAGCAGCCAAUCAGGAUCCAAAGCGGCGAGCGAGCCCUCAGACGAGUUUGUGGACCUCACAAAUAGUCCGGGCGACUCGCUGGGGUCCGACAGCGCGACGAUGGAUGAUGAAGAAGCAUCCAGUGAAAUCCCUCUGAACGACGACUUUGUUGAUAUACUGGGAAGCGAAACUGAAGAGCAGCGACAGGAAGCGGCAGCAGGGCGGGCGGAGACCACGCAGGGUGAAAUUGAGUUGACCGUAGAGCCAGCUGUAGAAGAUGCAGCGCCACUUUUAGACAUCAGUGGUGAUUCACCAGCAAAUCCCACAUCGCAGCCACCUGGCAAAAUAGCGGACCCUUUGCUGGACUUCCUCGUAGACCCCGUGCCUGUCGUGGUCCACAAGCAAAGCACCCCUGUCGUCGCAGACCUGUUCGAAGACGAGGGCAGCGACCUGUUUGCCGACUCACGGCAGACAAAACCUUCCAAGCUGCCUCAUAAGAGCCUCUUUGGCGAGCCGGACGACGAUAUGUUCACAGAGCCGCUGGGUGGCAAGAUGCCCACAAUGGACAAACCGCUCGCCCCAAAGGCUGCAAGUACCGGCGCUGGCAGCGGUAAAGUUGGUGGGCCGCUGUUGGAGAGCAGCAGCGGCAACGUUUUUACAGAGGAAGCCGUCGCCAAGCUCCCCAGCAAGCCCUCCCUCGUCAACACGGCCACUAACGGAGUCCACGAGGAAGAAAACCCUGACAUAUUUGCAGACGCCACAGUGGAGCUCUCUCUCGACAGUCCACGCAGCGAGAGAAAGAAUGAAACCGCCUCCGCCACCAAACCUUCGACAUCUUCUGCUGCUUCCGUGUCGAACGCUGCUUGUGUGGUGGCCAAGACUCAGGCGGACACGUUGGAGGAGUUGGAAGCAGAAGAAGAGGAAGACCAAUUCGACAUUACCAUCUCUAUUACCGACCCAGAAAAAAUAGGUGAUGGGAUGAAUGCCUACAUGGCCUACAAAGUCUGCACUCAGACCACAAUGCCCAUGUUCCGCAACAAGACCUUCACGGUGAGGCGGCGCUUCAGCGACUUCCUGGGCCUGUACGAGAAGCUGUCAGAGAAACACGGACCCAACGGCUUUAUCGUGCCUCCUCCGCCCGAGAAGAGCAUCCUGGGUAUGACCAAGGUGAAGGUGGGGAAGGAAGACUCAUCGUCUGCAGACUUCCUGGAAAGAAGAAGAGGCGCCCUGGAAAGGUACCUUCAGAGGGUGGUGACUCACCCUUCACUUCUCCAAGAUCCUGACGUCAGAGAGUUCCUGGAGCGAGACGAAUUGCCCAGAGCUGUGAGCACGCAGGCUUUGAGCGGCGCCGGCUUCCUGAAAAUGAUCAACAAAGCGACAGACGCCGUCAGCAAGAUGACCAUCAAGAUGAAUGAGUCAGAUGUGUGGUUUGAGGAGAAGUUGCAGGAGGUGGAGUCUGCGGACCAGCAGUUCCGAAAGCUCCACGUGCUGGUGGAGUGUCUGGUCAUCCACAGGAAAGAGCUCUCCACGAACACGGCCAGCUUCGCCAAGAGCACCGCCAUGUUGGGCAGCGCCGAGGACAAUACGGCGCUGUCCCGUGCCCUCUCGCAGCUGGCCGAGGUGGAGGACAAGAUGGAGCAGCUGCAUCAAGACCAGGCGGCCAAUGACACCUUCCGCUUCGCCGAGCUCAUCGCUGAUUUCAUACGGCUGCUGGGCGCCGUCAGGGGCUCGUUUGACCACCGCAUGAAGGCGUGGCAGCGCUGGCAGGACGCACAGACCAUGCUGCAGAAGAAGCGGGAGACCGAAGCCAAACUUCAGUGGGCCAACAAGCCUGACAAGGUGCAGCUGGCCAAAGAAGAGAUCGUGGAGUGGGAAGCCAAGGUGACUCAAUACGAGCGAGACUUUGACAGAGUUUCUGCCACUGUGCGCAAGGAAGUGCUCCGCUUUGAGAAAGAAAAGUCGAAAAAUUUCAAAAGACAGAUCAUCAAAUAUCUGGAGACUCUGCUCAAGUCCCAGCAACAGCUGAUGAAGUACUGGGAGGCCUUCUUACCUGAAGCGAAAGCUAUCGCCUGAGGAGGGCGCUACACUAAAUGCCUUUUAUUCUUCUUUUCCUUUUUUCACUCCUGCCUUGUAAAAGCCAAGGACAAACGUGUGCUUUAAAGAAGACCCAAUCAAAAUGCUUUCUUUCUCAAAUCGACAUAGAUGACUUAUUAUGAAGUGUAUAUUUUCCAUAUAAUCUUCCACAGAUAUUUUCUUAUUAGAGGUAUGAGCCUGUGUAAAAAAAAUAAAAAAAAGAAGACGGGGGUCAAGGGUAGGGAAUAGAUAGCUGGAAGUGUCGCCGUGGCACAAUUUUGUUUACAUCACAGGGGACCCACACGGUGACGGUAGCCACCCCUUUCUCUCGCUCAUCGAUUCAAAAAGGGAUAAAGCCAAAAAUCUAUUUUCGAGCACUUCCUGCUGGAUAAAAUACUGAAGUAGCAGAUUUAGUUUUCUUUACUGCCAGUAGAUGUUGAGGCAUUACCGGUACAUCAUGGCUGUGUGUGCAAUGGUGUCAUAGGUCAAGCUUAUACACUUGUAGUAAAAAACACACUUCACAUAUCUGUGCCUUCUUGUGGACGCCACUUGUCCACCUCAGAGACACUUUAGUCUUGCUUGCAAAUAAAGCAUGUUUUUUUUUUUACUGCAUAUUGUCUUUCAACUUUUUUAACGUGUUUUCCUUGAAUCUACUGUACAAAGGAAGGGAAAAAAAGGAUUAAUUCGCUCAGAUAAAGUGAUAACUCUGAGGAAAAAGCAAUUUUCUGUAUACAAUCAGCAUGUAGUAUUGUCCAAUAUUGUCCAAUUUUUUUCUCAUUAAACUGCAUAUUUCUCUAUCACCUUUGUUUUUUUCCUGUAAAAUUACAACUUUACAAAAACAUUUGUUUUGAUAAUAGAUGUAGAUUGUGUAAAAGCAACAUUUAAAACUAUUUUUCUUCUAAAAUUACAAAUUAUUACAGGAAUUGUGUUUUGGUCUUUAGUCCAUUAAACAUUUUUUUGUAAUUACACCUUUUUAUAAAUUGGAAAAAUUGUAAUUCUUAAUAUCACUCUCAUAAAAUGGUUUCCUUUUUUGUAAGACCUUAAUUGUUUCUUCUGUCAGAGGAACCUAUUUUAUUUUCUGCUUUAUCAAAACUUAUAUAAUUACAGGUGAAACUCAAACUAGAAUAUGGUGCAAAAGUAAAUUCAUGUCAGCAAUUGAACUUCAAAUGUGAAACUGUGAUGUAAACAAAUGACAUGCAAAUUGACAUAUGUCAAGCCUUAAUUUGAUGGUUAUUGCUUCCAGUUUUUGAUUUGCAAUUUGAGGUUUUCAUAAACGGUAAGCCAUAAUAACCAAAAUUAUAUCAAAAGGUGGUGUGAAAUAUCUUGAGGUAUUUGUUAUGAGCUUACGUCAUAUUCAUUUCACCUUGUAAAUCUAAUUGCUGGAAUAAACAAACCUUUGUACGAUAUUAACAUUUUCCAUUCGAGGUUGUCAUAAGCUGUGAGCCAUAAACAUCAAAAUAUCAAGAGGUGGAGUGAAAUAUCUAGAGUUGCUUGUUGUGAGCCUAUGGUAUUAGUUUCACCUUGUAAAUCUAAUUGUUGAAAGAAAGAAACCUUUGAGUGAUAUAAAAAAUAGUUUUGAGUUUCACUUGUAUAUUUUGUAAAAUGACAACUUUUUUCUUUUUGGUAACAACUAAAUCCUCGCAAAAUAACAACUUGACAUUUCGUCUGGUAAAAAGAAAUACAAUCUUGCAAUCCCGAUUUUUAUAUUUUAUUCUUCCAAAACGUUGUUUUAUGUUGUAAAAUUGUGACUAUUAAAAAUUACUUUGCUCUCACUUUGUGCAAAACUACAACGUUAUACUCAUUUGUUCUUUUUUUUUUUUUUUUCAUUUUUUGACAGCCCAAAUAUUCCUUUGAAAUUGUGGACAAAUGAAUAUUAUGUAAAAAAAAAAAAAGCAAGUUUAAAAAAAAAAAGAAAUUACUACGUCUGUAAGUGAUUAGUGUGAUGUAUUGCAGAGACACUAGUAAUCCUGCUCUACAGUAAACAUCCUAAAUAAUAAGUGCAUAUACAAAUAUUUGAAAUGUUCCUUUUGAAGGAAACACGUUUUUUGAUAAUUGGUUUAAUCUCUUGACAGUCUUACAUCAUGUUCACACUGAAAGUCACAGAUCAUUUCACUUUAAAUUCCUGCCAAUGUCUUUAUUUGCCACGUUACUGAAUAGAAAGCGCCCAGAAUGGCGUACGAAGACAUGUCACCAAUGUGCACUGCGUCAUGAAAAAUGACCUUUUGAAAAAUCAAAUCAAUAAAAGUUGCACUGUUUACACUUGGAA